AUGUUAGAUGAUGCACUUUGGGCAUUCAGGACAGUCUAUCGUACUUCUACAGGUAAACAGAGGCAAUGGCAGCUCAAUGACUUGGAUGAGUGGCACCAGCAAGCUUAUGGCAACUCAUUCAUCUAUAAGGAGCAAACUAAGAAGUGGCACGACAAGCGAUUGAGGGGCUCCAAGGAGUUUCAAGUUGGGGACCGAGUUUUGCUUCAUAAUUCAUGUCUCCGUUUGUUCCCAGGAAAGCUCAGGAGUUGUUGGUCAGGACCGUUCAUGAUCCAACAGGUGUUCCCAUAUGGCACAGUUGAGUUGCAUCAUCCCAAUAAGGGAAGUUUCAAGAUGAAUGGCCAUCGCUUGAAGCAUUAUCAUGGAGACUCGCUUGAGGUUGAGGAGCGGGUCAAUAUGCUUUUGUUCUAA
Molecule: messenger RNA, 408 nt
Organism: Ricinus communis (castor bean)
Lineage: Eukaryota; Viridiplantae; Streptophyta; Magnoliopsida; Malpighiales; Euphorbiaceae
Exons: 2
Coding region: 1-408 (135 amino acids)
Source: RefSeq, a predicted model, not a curated record